Molecule: messenger RNA, 1281 nt
Organism: Colletotrichum phormii
Lineage: Eukaryota; Fungi; Ascomycota; Sordariomycetes; Glomerellales; Glomerellaceae
Exons: 3
Coding region: 1-1281 (426 amino acids)
Biological process (GO): protein phosphorylation
Molecular function (GO): protein kinase activity
Source: RefSeq, a predicted model, not a curated record
AUGAAUGAUCAGAGGUACGAGCAGCGGAUGGAGUUUGUUAAAUCAAUUCUCCAUCAGAACUGUCUAGAGGCCGAGAGCAUUGAGCCUGUCGAAUAUGACAUCAACAGCCCGUUCCCCUACAACAACUUCAUAUACCGCGUCACCCUUUCAUCCCCCACAAGCACCACAAUACAAAUCAUAAGCCUCCAUUCCGAAACGCCUCGGCCGGGCACUGUACCAUGUCCGGCCGGUACAACGUCUCUUAUGGUCCGGCUAGCGAAUUCAGACCCUCGGACUGGCAUCAACAACGCUAACCGGGUCGAGAGUGAAGUCGCUUUUAUAACCCUUGCGCGACAGGCACUUGCGGCGUCUAAGUAUAGCCGUGUUGUUCCGGACGUCUAUGCGUGGGACGGCAUGUCUGAUGGUCAGGGUUUCAGUAUGCAACAGUGUAUGCCUGGGGCCAUACCCGAGAGAGCAGGGUUUAACGAUUUCUCCCUACGGGAUAAGGUAGUCCUUCUUGGACAAAUGGCUGAUAUCCUGGCUCUACUACAGGACUUUAAGGUCCCGAAGACGGUAGACCGCUUUGGGGGGUUGAGGUUUGAUCAACACGGGGACGUUAUUAGCGCGCAGAUGACUAUGUUUACGGGUGAGCCUUCUGUGACGUACGUAGACUUCCUACGUAACAUAUUCAGAGUUAAGCUCAGGGAGGCCGACGAGAACCCUGUGAUACAAGGUUGGAUGGAGGGCGGGGUACGGUCGAGACUGGACGAAUUCAUCGAUCGCCGUCUCCCGGAGGCCCUAGUUGACCACGAACCGCGAAAGGCUCUCGUCCACGCUGAUCUAACUACCAACAAUCUGCUGUUCGAUCCCAGCACCCUUCAGGUAACUGCCCUGCUGGAUUUCGACUUCUCUUACGUCGGCACGGCGGCAGACGAAUUUAUGGGGUUCUCCUUUGGCAACAUCUGUGGUGGUACACUUCCAGGGCUGUACGAAGGCGCGUCUCAGCUGGCCCUUCGCCGGGCGAUGCUCGACGGUUUCCCAGAGACCCCCCCAGAACUAGACCCGUCAGAGGUUCAGUGGGACCUCGCCGAAGCGUGGGAUAAAGAGCUUGCCCGCGCAGGUGCGGCUAGGCCCCGCACGAUAUCUCGCUUCAAAGAGAUUGCAAACAUUUACGGGCUCCAAGAUAAGGUGAGCCCCUUCGAGUUGGAUAAUCCGAUGAUGAGGAAGCGGAUGACAGCGGAGCAAUUGAAGGAGGCCCGAAGGAGUACGGAAGACUUAAUUAUCAAGUUUCUUGGGACGUAG